UGAUGACAUAGACUUUCUUUUCCUAAAGAAGCAAAAUUUACGCACGACGGCAUUAAUUUCUGCCUGUUAUUCCAUUUAGUUAUGAUUUUCUUUUCAUCCGCAUUCAGAUAUAGUCUGGCUACAGUGAAAAUUAUAUUUUAUAAAUUUCACUAGUGGUUUAUCAGAAUAUAAUCAUCUGAUAUAUUACAAUAAAACACUGGAAAGCAUGAAAUAAUAUUUUCGAUUUAAUAAAAACGACACUGUUUUUAACUAGAUAUAUAAAUCUAGAAAAACUUUUUUGUAUCUUCAUUUUUUUUAGAACGGAGGAAGCAACAAAUUCAUCGGAAGCAGAAGAAUAAAUAGAACACGGACGAAUAUAUCAAAGCGGCAAAUUUCAGAAGCAGACGAAGAAAAAGAUAGCAGAAAGCAGUUAAACAAUAAGAAACACACAAUUUGCAGACGAGGUAGAUAGCAGACAAAGAAAUACGGAGCAAAAAAAUAGGCUAAAAGAUAGAAAUAAAACAACAACAAAAAAAAACAACAACAGACGAACAUAUAUGAAGCAGACGAAAAUAUAGGAAUCGACGAACAAACAGGAAGCACACAGAUAUACAGCAUACGAAGAGAGAACACUGGAAUAAGUUUGACAAUAAAGAUGGGACUUAUUGAGAAUGUGGCUCGUACUGUCUUGAUUGUGGUGAACGUACUGUUUUUGCUACUCGGAUUUUCACUGAGCGUAGUGGGUUUUGUACUGAGGUUCGGGGAGUCACUGUACAAGUCCUAUCUAGAUGUCGGUAUUAACAAACUGAAGGCGGCACUCCAAGACACAAACCUGGACAACUUUGAUGUUGACAGUAUUAAUAUAAAUGAGCUAUUGACAACCGUCGCUAUUGGCUUCAUAUUUGGCGGACUAUUUCUUUUCGGCAUCGCAUUUUGUGGAUGUUAUGGGGCAUUUUCAAAAAGCAAAACCUUAUUGUGGAUUUACGCUGCUGUGAUAUUUAUCUUCGUGGUCUGUGAAAUUAUUGUUAUAGCAGUUCUUUAUGGAAAACCUGAUUUAGUUAAAGAUAGGCUAAAAACGGAGCUGAAAGAUUUUGCCGGGCUAGGGUCCUCAGAAGUUUUUUCGGUCGGAUGGAACAUUUUUAUGAUUCAGUUUAAGUGUUGCGGCGUUGAUAGUUAUCAAGAUUUUGACAGUUCGGCAAGUUCACGGUGGAACUCAGUGACUGUGGGCGGGACUACAUACACACUAGAAUCUCCCAUUGCCUGCUGCAAAAUACUCCCCACAUCAACUACUUUAAACAACUGUACGGUUUCUCCGAUCGAGAAGAGCAGGACCAAUUGUGACAAGGGUUGCUAUGACACGGUGUGGGGAUAUACCCUGGGAAACUCGGCAAUGACCGUGCCCAUACUUGUUGUUUGUGGAUUAAUUCAGGUUUUAUUUUUCAUCAGCGCAAUAUAUUUGUCAAAGACUACAAGCAAAGCCAAAGUAAAGCCACUGUAUUUGAUGGGUCUAGGGAUAACAGCAGUCGGAUUUUUGCUCCGGUAUGGUAAAUCAUUAUACGAACCAUUCCUAGAGACUGGUAUGAACCAGUUACAAGAUGCUUUGAAGGCCACCAGUCUUGCAGAUUUUAACGUAAAAGACAUUGACAUCGGAGAGGUUGUGAUGAGCUUGGCAAUUGGUCUGAUCAUUGGUGGCUUGAUCUUAUUCGGGAUUGCGUUCCUUGGAUGUUGUGGUGCCUGUUGUAAAGUUCGCUUUAUGCUAUGGCUGUAUGCCAUUGUGAUAAUCGUGUUUGUGGUUGUUGAGGCUGUUGGAAUCGGAUUACUCUACGGAAAACCAGACAUGGUAAAGGACCAACUAAAAGACCAACUGAGUGAAUUUAAAGGCCUGGCGUCAUCCGAGGUGUAUUCGCUGGGAUGGAACAUUAUUAUGAUUCAGUUCAAAUGCUGUGGUGUUGACAGUUACACAGACUUUAAGUCAUCCAAAGCUAACUGGGAAAAACCUGGUAUUGGUACUAGUGCUGCUAUCGGCGUUACAUUGGAAUCUCCAGUGGCAUGUUGCAAGGCUUUACCUACAGGAAAGAAUACAAACGAUUUUGAUUGCGCUGUUACACCAACAAGUGCACUUAGUAAUUUUGAAACAGGCUGUUACUCGACAAUUUGGGACCAGUCGUUUGGCAACACAGCCAUUGCCGUACCCGUGCUGGUGAUUUGUGGUAUCAUACAGAUACUCUUCAUCUUUUUUGCCAUAAUGGUGGCAAAGGCGGAGAAUGACAAGGUGGGACCAGUAUAACAACAUGUGAUUGGUUGAUAGAAAAUCAGAGAAAAAUUGUGAUUAUACACAACAGAAAGAGUUCCGUCCAUUUUACUGUGAUAUGUUUUAGCUAUUUUAUAUUUUUACCAGAUAUUUCAUUUUUCUUAAAUGGCAAAUGCUAUCAAAAUGUAUAUUUUAGACGAUCAUUUGACCAUCAUUUGACAUUUCUGGAAUAUUUUAUAUCAUGGCCACAUCGUUUUGCUAUAUAAGCGCAUUUAUUUUUGUUUUUCAACUAUUAUACCUUCACUAAAAUUGCUGGGUGCAUGUUGGGUGUCAAGUCUUAAAAAUGUAUUCAGUUCAAUGUUGAGCAAAUUUUUCCUUAACUCGCAGGAACCGACAGUUAUUGGCCCUUCUAACCAGCCUGCUUGUCAGUGCUGCUUGCCAGUCUGUAUACUAUUGCGACUUUAUAUUUUUGUAUGUUUUAUAUUUCAAUAUUUUAAACUUCGGACGGAAUUUUCCAAAUUUAAAGCAUAGAAAGUCUAUUGCACAAUUCAGCAAGUUAAGGGUUAAAUUUCAUACACAUAGUCCUCUGUCAAGAAAAGAUCGGAUGGUUUUGCAUAAUAUAUAGAAUAAUAUUUUUUGUCGACAUUCAGAUAUUUUUGUUAUGAUGUUGUUUUUUUCUGCUUUGAUUGUUCUCAUUGUAAAUGAACAUUAAACACUGAACUGUUUAAAAAGUGUGCCCGUCAAAUCGAUCUGUUUUACACUUACAUCUGCUACAG
Molecule: messenger RNA, 3006 nt
Organism: Ruditapes philippinarum (Manila clam)
Lineage: Eukaryota; Metazoa; Mollusca; Bivalvia; Venerida; Veneridae
Exons: 16
Coding region: 635-2266 (543 amino acids)
Cellular component (GO): membrane
Source: RefSeq, a predicted model, not a curated record